ACUGCCUACAGGGACAGUCCCCACCCCCUUUACUCGGCUUUAGCACCGAUCCCCGCACGGUUCGGAUCGACUCGCUGCCAGCCCCGGCCCUCCUCCAGGGCUGCCUGAGCCGGCGUUUGAUUGGAUUAGAGCCGGCUAGCCUUUGCCCUCUCACCCCGCUGAUGCUGGCUGCUUGCUUCCUGCUCCCUCCGCUCCCCCUGACCGACUGACGAAGCUUGCCGAAGCCGCACGGCGAAGCGCCCUGCACGGACACAGAGGACCGGGACGAGCCGCUACAGCCCGACCACAGCCAGAAACACGCAGGCGGUCGGACGGAGAAAACGAGGCAGUCAUGCGGAGGAAAUCGAGGAUAUUGUUAUGUUUUGCGGUGCUGUGGGUGCUGGGGAUAGCCUACUACUUCUACUCGGGGACAGCGCUGAGUCGAAAGGAUGAAUGGGGCUCCAGUGACACGUCCAGUAAGAGCAAAGCUCACACAUCUGAUGACAAGAACGGCCUGGAGACUCUGCCGCCAGGUAAGGUGCGCUGGCAGGACUUUGACCAGGAUCUGUACGUUGGAGCCACAGUGGUGCGACCGGGUCAGGAUCCGUACGCCCGGAACAAGUUCAACCAGGUGGAGAGCGACAAACUCCGUAUGGACAGAGCCGUGCCUGACACCAGACAUGACCAUUGCAGACAUAAACAAUGGAAGUCUGAACUGCCCGCCUCCAGCGUAGUCAUCACUUUCCACAAUGAAGCUCGCUCUGCUCUGCUGAGGACCGUGGUCAGUGUCCUGAAGAAAAGCCCUGCUCACUUGGUCAAAGAAAUCAUUCUGGUUGACGACUACAGUGAUAACCCGGAGGAUGGAGCGCUCCUGGGAAAAAUAGAAAAAAUACGCGUGUUGAGAAACGACCGCAGAGAAGGACUGAUGCGUUCGAGGGUCCGCGGUGCAGACGCCGCUGUGGCACCAGUCCUCACCUUCUUGGACUCUCACUGUGAAUGUAAUGACCACUGGCUGGAGCCACUGCUGGAGAGAGUGGCUGAGGACAAAAGCAGAGUAGUUUCUCCUAUCAUCGAUGUCAUCAACAUGGACAACUUCCAGUACGUAGGAGCCUCGGCUGAUCUAAAAGGAGGUUUCGACUGGAAUUUGGUGUUUAAAUGGGACUACAUGACUCUCGAGCAGAGACGAGCCAGACAAGGCAACCCCAUAGCCCCCAUAAAGACUCCAAUGAUUGCAGGAGGUCUUUUUGUCAUGGAUAAGGACUACUUUGAGCUGCUGGGAAAGUAUGACAUGAUGAUGGACGUAUGGGGAGGAGAAAACCUUGAGAUCUCAUUUCGGGUGUGGCAGUGUGGUGGCAGUCUUGAGAUCAUCCCCUGCAGCAGAGUUGGCCAUGUCUUCAGAAAACAACAUCCAUACACCUUCCCUGGGGGCAGCGGGACUGUGUUUGCAAGGAACACAAGGAGAGCAGCAGAGGUGUGGAUGGAUGAGUAUAAAAACUUCUACUAUGCUGCCGUCCCCUCAGCGAGAAACGUCCCCUAUGGAAAUAUACAGAGUCGUAUGGAGAUGAAGAAGAGAUUAGCAUGCAAACCAUUCAAAUGGUACCUGGAGAAUGUCUACCCGGAGCUGCGUGUCCCGGACCACCAGGACAUAGCGUUCGGAGCGCUGCAGCAGGGAGGAAACUGCCUGGACACUCUGGGUCACUUUGCUGACGGCGUGGUGGGCGUCUACGAAUGCCACAACGCCGGAGGAAACCAGGUAGCGUUACUACGACGACACACACAGGAGUGGGCCCUGACCAAGGAUAAGUCGGUGAAGCACAUGGACCUGUGUCUGACUGUGGUGGACCGGACGGCCGGCUCCCUCAUCAAACUACAAGGCUGUCGAGAGAACGACAGCAGACAGAAAUGGGAGCAGAUAGAGUCCAACUCGAAGCUUCGUCACGUAGGCAGCAACCUCUGUCUCGACAGCCGCAGUGCCAGGAUGGGUGGCCUCACUGUGGAGGUCUGCAGCCCGAGCCUCAACCAGCAGUGGAAGUUCACUCUCAAUUUACAAUCAUAGUGGGGGGGCAACAGACCCUGGGGAAGAGCUGGAUGUUUGAUAGAGACACCAACAGACUCUGAGACAGAUAAAGAGAUAGAAAAAAGACUCUGGAUGGAUAAACGGAUCCCUCUCGCUCCUCAGAGGUGGAACUAUACACCUCUCCCCCACCCUCACUCCUCCCAAAAGAGCCAAACCCACCGGGGGAGUGGCUUGUAGACGUUACUGGAGUAAACAGGAAAUUGACUGUAUUAGUUGGAUGAAAAUGAUGAUCAUAAUGAGGAUAAAAGUGAUGGAUAGACUUUCCAUUCAAACUACUUACCUCAGUGUUUUUCACUGAUGGUUCCAGAAGCAAAUUUUGUUAUUUUAUGUUCUUUAAUGCAGGUGAGGUAGAACUGUUUUUACUUUGUAAUUAUUUUAUUAUUAAUAUUUUUUAUUGAUUGCUGGUUGUUCUGCACGGAGGUUUCACAGGAACUAUUUUUUUCUGUUUUCUUAAAGGAAUGGGACAUUAAUGUUGUUGCUCCUUUUAGGCUUUCUGUCUGUUUCACCACGCCGAGCUGGAGCCUGUAAAGGCAGAUGGAGGCUUCAUGUUGAGGUCUGGGGGCGUAGAGUGAUAUUAAGGGUGGGAAUGGACUCAACUCCCUGAGCUUUCUUCUUGUUUACUGUCAUUAGUUCACAGGAUCAUUGGAGGAAAGAGGGACAAAGUGGAGAGAAGAAGCUGUGUGUUUGAUUUGGUUCCUACACAGUUUCUUUUACAAAUGGGUCUUGGGGAAAGGGUAAGGGGGUUGAGGGAAGAACUUCUCUGCUUUGGACAGGGCCUGAAACCGGUUUGGUUUGGCCGUAAGUGCAAUUCCUGAAACCAGGAAGUGUCUUGAAGCCACCCCUCAGGAUUAACUGUUCUUCGUCGGGCUGUAGCACUGGCUGCCGCAGCAUCUUCAUGUCUACACCAUUAUGUCUCUUUAAAAAAACAAUACUCAGAAAAAAAAAUCUCUUAACAGUCUUCUUUUGUUUACUUUUCUCACAAAAAUGGAACCAAAUUACAAAUGGAUGUUUUUGUUUCAGGAAUACGAGAACUUUGAUUAAAAGGGUUUUUCUUCACAAGC
Eleginops maclovinus (Patagonian blennie) is the source of this 3117-nucleotide messenger RNA. It is a transcript of the gene galnt2, whose product is annotated as UDP-N-acetyl-alpha-D-galactosamine:polypeptide N-acetylgalactosaminyltransferase 2. Gene Ontology annotation, biological process: protein O-linked glycosylation. Bases 332 to 2035 code for a protein of 567 amino acids. Gene Ontology annotation, molecular function: polypeptide N-acetylgalactosaminyltransferase activity. The record is from RefSeq and is a predicted model, not a curated record. Lineage: Eukaryota; Metazoa; Chordata; Actinopteri; Perciformes; Eleginopidae. Gene Ontology annotation, cellular component: Golgi apparatus. The transcript is spliced from 16 exons.